This is a messenger RNA of Vicia villosa (hairy vetch), 495 nucleotides long. RefSeq lists its product as uncharacterized. The transcript has a single exon. Lineage: Eukaryota; Viridiplantae; Streptophyta; Magnoliopsida; Fabales; Fabaceae. The record is from RefSeq and is a predicted model, not a curated record. The coding region runs from base 1 to 495 and encodes 164 amino acids.
AUGAAAACGCAUUCUCAACCGGCUAAGACAAAGGGUACUCCGAAGAAAUUCAAGCCUACACCGAUUGACAACUCGACCACACGUGCUCCUUCGUAUUGUGAGCACGUCGAUGAACUUUUUCCUGACUCAUUGACGUCUAAAUCUCAAAAGUUUCAAACAAGUUCAAACAAAGGAGCUCACAGAAGCAAACCGCCUCCGACACCUAUUCCGUCGAAAUUUCCAAUCAUCGAAGAGAUGCCUAUUCCACCGAAAAUUCCAUUCAUCAAAGAGAUGUCGGUUUUUAUGCACAGGUAUAUCAAACGAAUCGAUAAUGUUACAGGAGACGGUGAUUAUGGUUACCCGGCCGUCUCGGGGUUGCUUGGUAAUGGAGAGGAUAGUCAUACGCUUGUCUGUUACCAACUUAUCCAAGAGUUAAAGACGCAUAAAGACUCGUACACGCAAUUAUAUGGAGAGGUAGUUAAAUUUGAAGCGGUUAACAAAGCUCUUGUUCAUUAG